ACCACACCGUCUCAGAUAAAUCCUUCCUCCCUCGCUUCUUGCUCCUCCACUGCUGCUCUGACGGCGACGCGACGAAGCGAGCAGGCAGCGUGCGUGCGUGCUCUAUUAUCAGAAUCUCCAUUUUCCGACCGUUCCUCCCAAACGAGCCUCCCUCGGACGAGCUUCUCGCCGCGUUCGGCUAACGGGAAAACAAGCUUUGCGCCGGACUUUCAGUUUUACUGUACUUAUCGCAGCCUAACCGGCAGCCAAGCCAUUGCCAAGCUAUAGCCAAGCCAUAGCGCCCAGUACCAGCCAUCGUCUAGCUCUCGUUACCACCUGGCCCGAUCGCUCCCAUGGCAUUCCGCCGCCUAACUUCCGCUCUCGGUUCUGCCACGCGGCACAGACCUCGGCCAAUCACAGGCUGCCAGCACACCACAACCGCUAUCAUUUCCCCUCACACGAUCUCCCCCGGCGCUGACGUGUCGCCGUCCGCAGGGAGCCCUCGGCACUACAAUCUGGUCCCCAUGGUGGUGGAGCAGACGCCACGUGGCGAGCGCGCAUUCGACAUCUUCUCGCGGCUGCUGAAAGAGCGCAUCGUGUGCGUCAACGGCGCGAUCGGCGACGACACGGCUUCCUUAGUAGUGGCCCAACUGCUGUACCUAGAAUCGGAACACCCCGAGAAACCUGUGUAUGUGUACAUAAACUCGCCGGGUGGUUUGGUCACAGCAGGCCUUGCCAUCUACGACACCAUGCAGUACAUCCAGUGCCCUGUGAGCACUCUAUGUGUCGGCCAAGCGGCCUCCAUGGCAACGCUACUGCUGGCAGCAGGGGAGGCGGGGCAGAGGCGGUCGCUGCCCAACGCACGGCUCAUGGUGCAUCAGCCGUCAGGGGGGACGCAGGGGCAGGCCACGGAUAUUGCCAUUCACGCGGAGGAGAUCAUCAAGACCAAGGGGAGGCUGAAUGCGCUCUAUGCCAAGCACACUGGGAAGGCUCUCAAUGUGAUUGCGGAGAGCAUGGAGAGGGACCGCUUCAUGAGCCCCACAGAGGCACUUUCAUUUGGCCUUAUCGAUGAGGUGAUAGAAAAAAGACCUGCUGCCUUGGUGACAGAUGCCAAGUGAUAUUGGAAUUCAUUAACACUCAUUCAAAUCUGUACUUCCUAUAAUCUGGCUGAUGCAAUGGA
Closterium sp. NIES-67 is the source of this 1159-nucleotide messenger RNA. Lineage: Eukaryota; Viridiplantae; Streptophyta; Zygnematophyceae; Desmidiales; Closteriaceae. The record is from the annotation of a GenBank genome assembly.